Molecule: messenger RNA, 1681 nt
Organism: Diuraphis noxia (Russian wheat aphid)
Lineage: Eukaryota; Metazoa; Arthropoda; Insecta; Hemiptera; Aphididae
Product: katanin p60 ATPase-containing subunit A-like 1
Molecular function (GO): protein binding; ATP hydrolysis activity; ATP binding
Source: RefSeq, a predicted model, not a curated record
UUACAAUACAGUCAUACUGAUUAAUCUUAAUAAGUCAAGUGCUCAAGUCAGUCGUGAGGGUAUAAUUAAAGCAAAGUUUCAACAUUUUCUUCAUGUAUAAUAAUUUUAUUUUGGUAUACAGCAGAUUUAGUAAUAGUGUCAUGUACAAACCAACACAUAAUAUUUCAUAUUGCUUUGUAUUUGCUGGAAAUUUUUCAAAACGGAAGUACAUCAAAACGGCAUCAACAUUAGUAGAAGAAGCUUGUUUAAAUACAAGUCAUCAUGUAGUUUGUGAUAACAUAGACUUAGAUACUAUUCUUAUAGAAUACGAAAAUUAUUAUUUUUUGCGUUAUCAGAAAAGACCACAAAUUAGUAAAUCGUUGGAUAUUGUUAAAUCUGAUAUUCAUAAUGUUACCAAGAAUAAAGCCAAAACUUUAAAAAAAUCGAAUACAAGUCAACAUUUGCAAGAUAUCCAAUCAAUAGAUCCAACUUUUUUUACAGUAACUCCUAUAAAUACUUGCAAUGAAUCUUUAGAGGAAGAAUACUGUUUGCCUUCUAUUGAUCUCAGCCAUUGGAAGGACGAGUGGCGUGUAUAUGCUGAAAUUAUAUCAAAAGAAAUUUUAGUCACUAAUCCAAAUGUGAAAUGGUCAGAUAUUAAAGGACUUACUACGCCUAAGAAGUUAUUAGAUGAGGCUAUCGUACUUCCAACAAAAUAUCCUGACUUAUUUACAGGACUUUGUACUCCGUGGUCGGCAAUGUUAUUUUAUGGUCCUCCUGGUACAGGAAAAACAUUGCUUGCUAAAGCAGUAGCGACUGAGUGUAAAACAACAUUUUUCAAUAUCACACCUAGUACACUUGUUGCUAAAUGGAGAGGAGAUUCUGAAAAGCUUAUUAAAGUAAUGUUUGAAAUGGCAGAGCAAAUGUCACCAAGUACAAUAUUUAUUGAUGAGUUAGAUACAAUUGCAUCAAAGCGUAUUGAUCAUGAAGCUUCUCGUAGACUAACAUCUGAAAUAUUAAUACAUAUGGAUGGUCUCUUGCGUUCAGAAAAACGAAUUUUUGUAUUGGCGACAUCGAAUCAUCCAUGGGAACUAGAUCCUGCGAUUUUUCGUCGUCUUGAAAAACGUAUUUUUGUCGACUUGCCGGAUGUCCAAGCUAGAAAAGAUAUGUUUAUAUACUAUCUAUCCGAAAUGUUACAAAAACACAAAUAUAUCAAAUGCGAUAUUGAUAGUGAUAGCCUUGCUCAAGAAACUAAUGGUUAUUCUGGUUCUGAUAUAAAACUUGUAUGUAAAGAAACAGCAAUGCAAGCUAUGCGUUCAAUAUUUCAAGUUUUAGAAAAGAAACCAGGCAACAAUAUCAAAUUCACAAUAACGAAUAAAGACGUCAACAAUGCAAUUUCAAAAACUAAACCAUCAACAAGUGAGGCAGAUAAUAAUAGAUAUAAAAUUUGGCAAUCACAAUAUGCAUCAUGUUAAUUUAAAUAAUUAUAUCAUUUAACUCAAAGUUGGUACCUACUAGAAUAUGAUGAUUUUUUUUAAAUAUCUCUACAUAAUAUGUACCUACAUGACUAAAUAAGAUAUGUACCUAUGAUCACAUAUUUACUGAUAUGGACAUUCAUUUCCUCUUCAGUCUUCAAGAACCAAUCUAGAUAUUACUCAGUUCUCGGCUUCUCAUUGGCUCAAUACUAAAUUAUUUUUGAUUUUUA